AUGGCUUUUGCUUUAGGAACUCAUAUACUCAUCUUUGUAAGUUUACUCUCAAUAUUAGGGACCCCUUCCUCUUGUUUUAAACCAAAAAACCUUGUUAGUGUUGCUUCCAACUUCACAUCUGAUGCAGAUUGGCCAUCUACAAUGGCAACUUGGUAUGGAGCUCCAGAAGGCGAUGGAAGUGAAAGUGGUGCUUGUGGAUAUGGAAGAGCUGUUGGUGGCCCUCCAUACAACUCAAUGAUAUCAGCUGGAAACCCUUCCAUUUACCAAUCAGGCAAAGGCUGCGGCACAUGUUAUCAGGUGAAGUGCACAGGAAAUUCUGCUUGCUCGGGCAAUCCUGUUAGGGUAUUUAUAACUGAUUUGUGUCCUGAAUGUGCUCAUUAUUUUGAUUUGAGUGGCCAUGCUUUCGGUUCCAUGGCAAAGUCAGGUCAAGCUGACAACCUACGUACUGCUGGAAAAAUAUCAGUUCAAUAUGAAAGAUGCUAG
Messenger RNA from Vicia faba (fava bean), 483 nucleotides. NCBI's taxonomy places the organism in Eukaryota, Viridiplantae, Streptophyta, Magnoliopsida, Fabales, Fabaceae. The record is from the annotation of a GenBank genome assembly.